AUGGAUAAAAAUACGUCUGAAAAAUGGCAGGCAAUUGUGAACAAAAAACAACAUUUCCCUUCGGAGCUGACAGCAGCUAUUCAGGAGGACAAAUCAGUUCUGGUGGGCAGCCUGCUAUCCACGGGGGAUGGCAUUAUCCGCCAACUGGAUGAAGCUGAGGACCGUCUGUGGAGAGAAGCUCUGAACCUUUCCAUCCGCCUGGGUAGCGAGGACACCUUCUCCACCCUGAUGCUGGCUGUCAAGUUUGACUUCAGGCAGAUUCACGAGGCGCUGCUGGUGGCUGUGGACACCAACCAGCCCUGGGUGGUCAAGAGGCUAUUGGACAGGUUGGAUCAGGAAAAGGGUAACAAGAUGGAUGUUCGCUCCUUCUCCAUGGCCAUAUUUGACCACUCCAUUGAUGAUUCUCAGUUUGCCCCCGGCGUGACCCCGCUGACGCUGGCCUGUCAGAAAGACCUGUAUGAGAUUGUCACCAUGCUGACUACGAGAGGCCAUGCCAUCCCACUGCCACACUCCAUCUCCUGUACCUGCUUGGAGUGUCGCAAUGGGAGGCAGUAUGAUCUGCUGAAGUUCUCCCUGUCGCGUAUCAACACCUACCGGGGACUUGCCAGCCGAGCAUACCUCUCCAUUGCAACAGAGGAUCCCAUGCUCAGUGCCUUCCGCCUCAGCCGCGAGCUCUGUAAGCUCUCCAAGAAGGAGCCUGAGUUCAAGCCUCAGUACCUGGGCCUGGAGGAGCUGUGUCAGGAGUUUGCAGUGGAGAUGCUGGCCAUGUGUCGGAACCAGAGUGAGGUCUCAACAAUCCUGAACAACUGUGAUGGAGAUGAGCUGGAUGAACAGACCUUUGAGGAGGGGAUCCCAACCCUGUCUCGCCUGCGCCUGGCAGUGAAUUACAAUCAGAAACUGUUUGUGACUCAUCCAAUAUGCCAACAAGUGCUGUCGUCUAUUUGGUGUGGAAACAUCCCUGGGUGGAGGGGCGGCAAAACCCGUGGCAAACUCAUGGUGUCUCUUGGGAUCUUCUUCACCAUGCCCUUUCUGUGUUUAAUCUACUGGACAGCUCCAAAAUCUAAGAUUGGAAAGACUUUGAAGAUACCAGUCAUCAAAUUCCUGUUGCACUCUUCCUCCUACCUUUGGUUUAUAAUUACUCUUCUGACGGAGUCAAUCUUCAUGGAUCUGUAUCGGCAGGAGUUUGCAUCUCGCCAACAAAACCUCCUCCACAACUCUGUCCAUAUGAUCUGGGUGGUCGGUUUCUUCUGGGGUGAAUGUAAAUGUGUGUGGUCUGAGGGUCUGAGGGGUUAUUUCCGUGACUGGUGGAACGUUCUUGACAUGAUGGCGCUCAGCCUGUACCUAGCCUCCUUCGCUCUAAGAAUCCUCAUCUUGGCAGUCAGUCACUUUGUUUGUCAGGACCAAAACCGAGUUAAGGAGUGUGCCUACUUUACUCAAACAGUACGUGAUGAAUGGUGGCAGGAAGACCCUCAGCUCAUCUCAGAGAUUCUGUUUGCAGUCACCAGCAUGCUGAGCUUCACCCGCCUGGCCUACAUCCUACCUACACAUGAGUCUCUGGGGACAUUGCAGAUCUCCAUUGGGAAAAUGAUUGACGACAUGGCAAGGUUUAUGUUUGUCUUGAUGAUCAUUGGAACAGCUUUUCUCUGUGGGCUUAAUAAUAUCUACGUGCCGUAUGUUACAUCCCCAUAUCUUGGGCGCUUCAAUGACACCUUCAACUUUCUCUUCUGGACCAUGUUUGGUAUGGCUAAUAAAGGCUAUGUGGACAUGCCAGAGUUUGUUCUGGCUGAGUUUGUAGGCAGGGUCCUGUACGGGGUCUAUACUCUCAUCAUUGUCAUUGUACUGCUCAACAUGCUCAUCGCCAUGAUAACAAACUCGUUUCAAAAAAUUGAGGAUGAUGCUGAUGUUGAAUGGAAGUUUGCUCGUUCAAAGCUUUACUUAAGUUACUUCAGAGAGGGCUCCACUGUACCAGUACCCUUCAACCUCAUCCCCUCUCCAAAGGCCUUGUUCUACAUAUUAAGGGGCCUUUUCUAUUGUUGCAACCCAGAACAAAAGAAAAAUGAACCAGACUAUCCCCCCAUUGGCUCCGUGUCUAACAGUACAACAAACACCAGUGGAGCGGAAGGGGAGGAUCAGGCGCCAUAUCGUCUGCAGGUGGUCAAAGUGCUGGUUCAGCGUUACAUAGAAGCAGCCCGCCGGGAGUUUAAAGAAGCAAAACGCAAAGAUGUAGGAAACAGGAUCACUGAGCUGAACAGGGUGAUGGGGAGUCUUCAUUCUGACACAAAGCAGUUCCAUCAGAACCUGCUGCACAGAAAAGCCUUCGCUUUAAACAGCCAUGGAGGCAACUUCCUGGGCAAGUACAUCACAGGAGCAAAGAAUAAAUUCAAGAACUUUGAUAAAAACGAGUCGAUGCAGAUUAUCCGUGCUCCAUUCCAAGUCACUAUGCACCUCAGGGAGGGGGUGAAGAAAGAGGAAGGGAUGAAGGAGGAGAAGAAAGAGGAGUGACAGCCCCAGAGGUGUUAACUGAGG
Esox lucius (northern pike) is the source of this 2526-nucleotide messenger RNA. RefSeq names its product transient receptor potential cation channel subfamily C member 2a (gene trpc2a). The transcript is spliced from 13 exons. The record is from RefSeq and is a predicted model, not a curated record. Gene Ontology annotation, biological process: regulation of cytosolic calcium ion concentration; manganese ion transport; calcium ion transmembrane transport. Gene Ontology annotation, cellular component: membrane; cation channel complex. The coding region runs from base 1 to 2502 and encodes 833 amino acids. Gene Ontology annotation, molecular function: store-operated calcium channel activity; inositol 1,4,5 trisphosphate binding. Lineage: Eukaryota; Metazoa; Chordata; Actinopteri; Esociformes; Esocidae.